Messenger RNA from Scatophagus argus, 3806 nucleotides. It is a transcript of the gene pip4k2ca, whose product is annotated as phosphatidylinositol-5-phosphate 4-kinase, type II, gamma a. Gene Ontology annotation, molecular function: phosphatidylinositol kinase activity. Gene Ontology annotation, biological process: phosphatidylinositol metabolic process. The transcript has 10 exons. Bases 361 to 1614 code for a protein of 417 amino acids. The record is from RefSeq and is a predicted model, not a curated record. Lineage: Eukaryota; Metazoa; Chordata; Actinopteri; Scatophagidae.
CUCAACACGUGGUUGAUAAUAACAUGGGUGGGCUCGAGGGGGCGGUGGUGGACUGUCAACGAUUAUUUGGAAAUAUGAAGCUACGCACGAAGAGAAGUUAAGUAAUGAUUCAUCCCGCAGGCUUAAACGUUAAACUAACCUUCAGAAAAAUCGCGUCAGUGUAGCAUAACGCAGCGAGAACUCGAGCAGAGACCCCAGACUGUCGUCGUCGCCGCCGCGUCGAUGUGAGCGACCCGGGGUGGAGCAGCGAGACAAACAUUAGCUGGUUUAGCUUAGUAACGUUAACGGUAGCCAUCAGGAAGGAGUGUCACCGCUCGCGCCAGCUCACUGAACGGGGACGAGGAGAGCCAGUCUGUGAUCAUGGCUUCCCUCGGUAGCUCGGGGGCCACGUCCAGUCCCAUGGUAAUCCUGGCGCCCAAGACAAAGACGAAGAAGAAGCAUUUUGUGCAGCAGAAGGUGAAGGUGUUUCGAGCUAGCGACCCCGUCCUGAGCGUCUUCAUGUGGGGCGUCAAUCACUCGAUCAACGAUCUCAACCAGGUGCCUGUCCCUGUCAUGUUGCUGCCUGAUGAUUUCAAAGCCAACACUAAGAUCAAAGUCAACAACCACCUCUUCAACAAAGAAAAUCUUCCAGGACACUUCAAGUUCAAAGAAUACUGCCCUCAGGUCUUCAGAAACCUAAGGGAACGGUUUGGUAUUGAGGAUCUGGACUAUCAGGUUUCGUUGACCCGCAGCCCCCCGAUGAGGAGUGUAGAUGACCAGGGAGAAGGUCUCCUCCUCAACUCCUACGACCGUACGCUGAUCAUCAAGCAAAUCUCUACCGAGGAUGUCGCAGACAUGCACAACAUCCUGUCUGAGUACCACCAGCACAUAGUGAAGUGUCAUGGAGAAACCCUGCUGCCACAGUUUCUGGGGAUGUACCGGGUGAGCGUAGAUAACGAGGAGGCCUACCUGAUCGUCAUGAGGAACAUGUUCAGCCACAGACUGGUGGUGCACAGGAAGUACGACCUGAAGGGCUCUCUGGUGGAUCGUGAAGCGAGUGAUAAAGAAAGGGGAAAAGAGCUUCCUACCUUCAAGGACAUGGACUUCAGGAACAACAUGCAGAAGGUGUAUGUAACCGAGGAGCAGAAGGAGAAGUUCAUGGAGAAGCUCAACAGAGACGUGGAGUUUCUGGUGAAGCUGAAGAUCAUGGACUACAGCCUGCUGCUCGGCAUCCACGAUGUGGGUCGGGCCGAACGGGAGGAGGAGGCGGCUGAGGAGGUUUCCAACGAAGAAGAGGUGGAGGCGGAAAACGGCCUGGCGCCGGGCGCCACAGUGGGCUCUUAUGGCAACUCCCCAGAGGGCAUCGCUGGUUACAUGUCCGCCUGCAAACCUCUGGGGCCCGGGGAGUUCGAACCGUAUGUGGACGUGUACGCACUCGGGAGCUGCGCAGGGGCCCCUCAGAGGGAGGUCUACUUCAUGGGCCUGAUUGACGUACUCACUCAGUACGACACGAAGAAGAAAGCCGCUCAUGCAGCCAAAACUGUCAAACACGGGGCUGGUGCUGAAAUCUCCACAGUCCACCCCGAGCAGUACGCCAAACGAUUUCGCGACUUCAUCUUCAACAUUUUCGCGUAACGCACAGCUGUGAAGGCGGCCAUACGUCGAUAAGUCGAUCCGACUGAGCGCUAAAAGUCUAUUUUACCAUUGACCAAAAACAGUAUGCGCACACAGAUCGUUAUUUAAGUGGUGGUCUGUGGCGAGACUGCUUACGUUGUAGCAAUAUAAUAUACUACUUCUUAUGCAUAUAUUUAUUUUUAAGAUUUAAGGAGCAUUGUGUCUGACAUUAAGCACUCUUAAUGGGAUAACAGUGAUAGCAGUGGGGCACAUGGAGGCAAACUGCUGGUGAUCAGUUUCAAAGUGUUAAACCACAUCAGUGAGAGAUCAAAUAUUCAAAUUUUGUUUUUUUCAAUUUUCAGUUUUGUCUGGUACCCCAGACAUGAACUAAACUUAAAGGAAGAAGUUUAAAAUGUUGGGAACAUAUUUGCUUUCGUUCCAAAAGUUAGGAAGAAGAUUCAUAACACACUCACCUGUUAAAGGUACCUUGUGGAGUCUCGUUUGGCUGACCGAGGUGGGCUGAUUUAUCGGUCCUUGCAGACGGUCAUUAUCACAGUCCACAAAGCUUGUGCCUGCAGUCUGACGCUGGUUACUCUGAGCAUUAACUCUGAACUCGAAUUUUUAUUGAACUGAAACGACUUCUUGGUAAAGCAAGAACACGGUGACGGCUUCACUUUAUUGUCCGCUUUGACAGUAGGACAACUGAAAACUGACAGCAUAUCAUACAUGACCUCACUAAUUAACCAUCCCCUCCCAUUACGUCCGGCAUGUUACAAACUGGGGGGGGUUAAGUGCCUUGCUCAGGGGCACAUCAGCUGGCUAAUGGAGGGGGAGGAGAAUUGAUUAAUCACUCCACCAGACCCAAAUUUUCAGGGGGGAUCAAACCGGCGACCCUCCUGUCACAAGCUGCUUCUCCAGUCUCUGGGCCACGGCCGCCCCUCUGCACUACAUGCAAACAUCAAGAAUUCCACAGGAGUACUUUUUUAAAUAUGAAGCCACAGGGGUAUCAGGAGACUAGAAACAACCCGCUUUUGGCUCAGUCCAAAAUGAAGUCCACCGACCGGCACCUCUAAAAACGACAGUCUGUCGUUUGUGAUAGUUCAUGUGCACAAUUUGUCAUUUCAGUUUUUGUAGGGAGUAAAUAAAUGAGAUAUGACAUGUUAAUCGGUGAGCUUUAGGGGUGCUUGUAGGUGGAUUUUGUCACCUUUGGACAGAGCCGGGCUAGUCUUUAUGCUAAGCUAAGCUAACUGUCUGCUCACUGUGGCUUUGUGUUCGUAUCGAUCUUCUCUCCUAACUUAGGUAAGAAAGUGUUUCCCACAUUGUUAAAACUUUUUCUGAAAUCUUAGAAUAAGGAAUAUCUCUAUAUAGUGUGUAUUAAAAUAUAACGGUAGUCUACACUUGAGGGAUUGAGGGUUAUGUAUCUACUGAAACAGGCCGUCGAAAUGUUUCGAGUGCCAAAUAUGUGGCAUCAAAGCUUUAUCCUGGCAGGAUUUGCACUUAUCAAGUUAACUAAAUUGACUCUGUUGCGACAGAGCAGGUAAAUGAAACAAUUUGAACGGACCAAAUCCUGUUUUCCACCACAGUUUCUAAAUUAUAAAGGAUGUGUACAGAACAGCCUCGGCAGUGGAAAUGGUAAAUGUGAAGCAUUCACAUAGAAGGAGCGCCAUGUUUUUCAGCCUGUAAACCCGCCUGUAAAGAGGACGUGACCUGAGCUUCCUUCACCCGCAGGGCUGCGCCGGCGUUAAUGAAGCGACUUGUCCGACUUUCGGGAUCAGUCCUGCCUUAUUAGUGAUGUGUUUCUCUUGACAUCAGGACACUUCUGAAAAAGAGCCCAUCCAUCAUUAUUCUGGACAUAAUCCUCUUUGAACAUGGUGUGGUGUUUUGUGCUUUUGAAUGUGCUUUAUGUGACUCAUUGUGAUAGGAUAAGAUCUAGAGAAAUAUAGCAAUAGAUCUAUGAACUGUUGUCUGUGUAUUGUAAUUUGACAUUUAGUGAUAACCAGGGUGCUGUAUAAAACAUUGUUGACAGUAACACUACAUUUCAGUAGCUUAUGCAGAGGGCCUCGACACAGUGAUGUGAUCCGGCUUUCCGUGUCACACUCGUAAGGCAGCGCGGACACUGUACACUGUGUGUGAUGCCUCAUCCACUCUGUGAUUGCACAUGUUGUAUUUUUGCAAAUCAGCUUUUGGACCAAAAUAUAUUUUACAAAGAACUA